Messenger RNA from Symbiodinium sp. CCMP2592, 828 nucleotides. NCBI's taxonomy places the organism in Eukaryota, Dinophyceae, Suessiales, Symbiodiniaceae. The record is from the annotation of a GenBank genome assembly.
AUGGGCGCGAUGGAACAGCUGAGAAGUGCGAUGGAUCAAGCAGGAUCAUGCGCCUGUGUCGGGAUUGACCCAGUUCUUGAACGACUUCCGGAUGAGAUCGAAGGCGAUCCGAUCCAGCGGAUGCGUGCGUUCUGCCUUGGAGUGCUCGACUCGAUCGUUGGGAAAGUGGGGGUUGUUAAGCCGCAGUCUGCGUGCUUUGAGCGAUUCGGGAGCGCGGGGUAUGGAGUGCUCGAACAGGUGGUGGGGCACGCGAAGGAUCUCGGAUUCGUGGUGAUCCUCGACGCGAAGCGCGGAGACAUCGGGUCAUCGGCGGCGCAUUACGCGGGCGGGGCGAGAGCGAUGGGCGCGGAUCUGAUCACCUGCUCGCCGUACAUGGGGCGCUCGUCCAUCGAGCCGUUCCUCGAAGAAGGACUCGGCGUGUUUGCGUUAUGCAGAACAUCCAAUCCCGAUGCGGACGAGUUGCAAACACUCACAGUGAAUGAUGGCGUGACACUCGCGCAGCACACAGCGAAGAUGAUUACUGGAUUGGGUGAUCAGGUCGGCGCGGUGGUUGGCGCGACGAACAACACGGCUGAGACGCAAGCUUUGAGAAUUGAAAUGCCGCACGCGUUGUUCCUCGUCCCAGGAGUCGGUGCGCAAGGCGGCACGAUCGCGGAUGUCAAUGCAAUGUGUAUCGAGGGUGCUUCUACACAUGGCGGGUUGGGUGUAGUAAUCAACGCAUCACGAUCAGUGUUGUAUCCGAACCGUGAAUCAGGGGAGAACUGGUCAGAUUCGAUUGGUCGUGCCGCGGGUGUGUUUGCGUGCGAGUGUGCUUCGCUGCUCAGUUGA